Molecule: messenger RNA, 1830 nt
Organism: Carlito syrichta (Philippine tarsier)
Lineage: Eukaryota; Metazoa; Chordata; Mammalia; Primates; Tarsiidae
Gene: AMDHD1
Product: amidohydrolase domain containing 1
Exons: 8
Cellular component (GO): cytoplasm
Molecular function (GO): imidazolonepropionase activity
Source: RefSeq, a predicted model, not a curated record
ACCACCCGAGUCCCGCUUCUGGCUCCCGCUGCGGGCGCCCCAGCCCUUACCUGCGGCUGACAGCACUCAGUCCUCAGGUCUGCCGCUGGCUCCCGAGGCGGGAACUCGUGAUGGCCUGAUAGAAGCCAUCGGUCCUGCUGAUGCUAUCCGGAGACAGUUUCCCGAGGAGGCGUUCGAUGAGGUGAUCGACUGCACUGGGAAGUGCGUCCUGCCAGGUCUGGUGGACGCACACACGCAUCCGGUGUGGGACGGGGACAGAGUGCACGAGUUUGCAAUGAAGUUGGCAGGCGCCUCGUACAUGGACAUCCACCGGGCCGGUGGGGGCAUCCACUACACGGUGGAGCACACGCGCCAGGCCUCGGAUGAGCAGCUGUUCGAGGCACUGGUGCGGCGGCUGCAGGCCAUGGUGCGCGCGGGCACCACGCUGGUCGAGGGCAAGAGCGGCUAUGGCCUGGACCUGGACACCGAGCUCAAGAUGCUGCGUGUGCUGGAGCGCGCCCGGCGCCAGGGUGGCGUGGGCAUCUCCACCACCUACUGCGGGGCGCACGCCGUGCCCAGGGGAAAAACCGCAUCGGAAGCUGCCGAUGACAUUGUCCAGAAGCACCUACCACGACUGCAGGAGCUCAUCAGGACGGGAGAGGUGCAUGUGGACAACAUCGAUGUGUUCUGCGAGGAGGGUGUCUUUGACCUGGACACCACUCGGCGGAUCCUGCAGCGUGGCAAGGCCAUGGGGCUGCUGAUCAACUUCCACGGGGACGAGCUGCGCCCGAUGGGGGCGGCCGAGCCCAGACUGAAGCCGCCGCGAGCCAGGAAGAUGCUGGACGAAGGGGUCGUGGUGGCUCUGGGCAGCGACUUCAACCCUAACGCGCAUUGCCUCUCCAUGCCGAUGGUCAUGCAUCUGGCCUGCGUGAACCUGGGAAUGACCAUGGACGAGGCCCUGGCCGCCGCCACCAUCAACGCGGCGCACGCGCUGGGCAGAUCUCACACGCACGGCUCCUUGGAGGUUGGCAAGCAGGGCGACUUUGUUGUCAUCGGCGCGUCCAGGUGGGAGCAUUUGAUCUACCAGUUCGGAGGCCACCACGAAUUGAUCGAAUAUGUCAUCGUUAAAGGAAAAGUCAUUUAUAGAAAUGACAGCUCUGAGAACAAAGAGAAGACCCCUUGACUAUAUGAAUCGGGAUGGUGAUGUUAAAAGUUAGAGCACCUUAGUACUUUACCAGAAUUAUGUCACUUAAACCCAAAUGGAUUUCAGGACCUUGUUAAUCCACUCAAAAACCCCAUGGGAUUGAUUUAUGCUAAUUUAACGUGUGCGCCUGCCGCUUAAACGGGGAGCCCCGCUGGGAUGGUCACGCCCAAACAUUCAGCUAUUUCCCGAACAGUGCUAUGCAUUUUCUGGAGAUUACUAUGACGAGGUGUCAGGACAAUGCCUCCACGGGGAGCAGCAGACUUGGCUUGAAAUGUCCCCUCAUGUCCCCAGCUGUCAGGGUUGAAGCUGAACUUGGCCAACUUGGGGGUGGAAGAAGGUCCGAGUGAUGCCCGUGAGGCGAGGACGGCGCCUUCCUCAGUCCCACGCGGCACCUUCCCUCCCACAGCCUCUUUCUGGAGAUGAGUGUCCCCCGACGAGGAGGACACUGCGCUUCUAAAGUCCCUUGCCCUGCCGUGAUGCCCACAGCAGAGCUGAAGGCAUGUCGUUCUGAGCCAGGUUCAGGGGCCUCCGCUCAUGGGGGGUUUUGGCCACAUCCAAUCAUGUGAUUUUUCUGGAAAUCAUUUUUAAUCCUUCACAUUGACAAAUGGACAAAAACUACUUCCCAGAUCUCAAUAAAUACCUGCUGU